AUGGGAGAACUAAAGAAAUUAGUUGAAGAGGGUAAAAUAAAGUACAUAGGUUUGUCAGAGGCAUCUGGUUCGACUAUCAGAAGAGCAGCGCAUGCAGUCCACCCAAUAACAGCAGUUCAGUUGGAAUGGUCGUUAUGGACUAGAGAUGUGGAGGAACAAAUCAUUCCUACCUGCAGGGAACUUGGGAUUGGAAUUGUGUCAUACAUUCCUCUUGGUAGCGGCUUUCUUUCUUCAGGCGCUAAGAUGGUGGAGAACCUCACUAAGGAGGACGCUCGGCUGCAGUUAUUUCCAAGAUUUCAGGCAGCAAAUCUUGAGCAUAACAAACACAUAUUUGAGCGAAUUACUAAUAUUGCGGCCAAAAAAGGAUGUACUCCUGCACAACUAGCACUAGCUUUGGUCCAUCAUCAGGGAGACGAUGUGUGUCCAAUCCCCGGAACCACUAAGAUCGACAACCUCACUCAGAACAUUGGUGCCUUGUCUGUGAAGCUAACCCCUCAUGAUAUGUCUGAGCUAGAAUCCAUUGCCUCUGAGGAUAGUGAAAAGGGUGAUCGAUAUGUAGCUGAAAUUGCCACUUGGAAGACUUUAGAUACUCCACCUUUGUCUUCGUGGAAAUUGGAAAGUUAA
Molecule: messenger RNA, 624 nt
Organism: Spinacia oleracea (spinach)
Lineage: Eukaryota; Viridiplantae; Streptophyta; Magnoliopsida; Caryophyllales; Amaranthaceae
Product: probable aldo-keto reductase 3
Exons: 4
Coding region: 1-624 (207 amino acids)
Cellular component (GO): cytoplasm
Source: RefSeq, a predicted model, not a curated record